AUGAGACUUUAUUUAGUUUUAUUCAUAGUAUUAGCAAUAUUUGCUGUAUUGUUGAUAGAACCAACUCAAUCAAAAUAUCAUCAAGAAUUGGGUUGGGAAAAGAUAAAGAUCAAUCCAAAUCAUUUAGUAUAUAACCAACAUAGAAAGAAUGCUAUCAAUGUAGAGGAUGACGAUCAUGAAUUGACAUUCCGUGUAUUCCUAAAGCAAAGCAAUGUAGAUGCAUUGGAUGCACAUGUCAGAAUGGUGUCUGACCCCAAAUCACCAUACUAUACUGACUAUUGGUCGAUUGAAGAGGUCACCUCCUUUAUUCAACCAUCACAAAAGACAUUUAAUGCCGUCGAUGCUUGGAUCAACAAGCAUAACCCAAUCAGCACCACCUACCACGCCAACAGAGACAGUGUGCUCGUCAAGAUGACCAAAAAGAACGUCGAAAAGAUGUUUGCUGUCAGAAUGGAAAAGUAUGUCCACAAGACUGCCCUCCAACACGGUGCCAUCUAUCGUUCAGCAGUUGACCCCAUCCUCCCAGGAUUUGUCGAAAGUCAUGUUGACCUCAUCACAGGUAUCUCUCAUUUCCCAGUCGUCCAAAACAAGAAACGUGUUGCAAACAAGGCUGGUACUCAGUUGCCACCACCAUUCUUGGUCGAUGAUGAAGAUAUGUUGGCUUCCUCUGGCAGUUCAUCAGACGCUCCACAAGGAUUGAAUAUUGUCGGUAUCAAGGGAUACGGAAAUAAUUUAAAGGUUAUUUUCAACCCAUCGUGUUCACCAAGCUGUAAGCCAGGCAAGACACUUCCAAUCACUGUCACCACUCAGAUUGUCACCCAAAACAACAAUUACUUUAACCCUACCAGCAGUCAAUACCAAGUUACUCCAAACUGCACGGUUGCCAACAAUGUCUACACUUGUUUUGCCUUUGUACCAUCGCCACUCAACAUCCCCAUCACCGUGUCCAUCACGGAUAGCACCGAUGCCCAAUCGGUAUGGCCAUACCAAUUCGUGUCGACACCCAUCGUGUUGCCACAAGUCAUCAAGCAAUUGUACGGUAUCCCAACCAACUACAUUGUCACUAAUCAAUCGGCCACUCAAUGUGUCGUCGAGUUUGAACAACAAUACUAUUCACCAACCGACCUCAACAUCUUUUUCGAGCAAAUGGGUUUGCCAAGCAUUGGCAACCUCGUCAAUGUCACUGGUUACAAUGACGUUACCAACCCAGGUGUUGAAGCAUCCCUCGAUAUUCAAUACUUGAUGGGUAUCUCUACCGGUGCUCCAACCGUUUUCUGGUCCAUCUAUACCAACAGCUCUGCCGAAAUUGAUGAUAUCUUGACAUGGGAACUCUCAAUCAACGCCGAUCCCAACCCACCUAUUGUCAACUCGCUCUCGUACGGUAUGACUGAAGGAAACGUCGACUAUUACCUCGGCCAAGGUUAUCUUGUCCGUUCGGAUAUUGAAUUUGCCAAGCUUGCUCUCCGUGGUAUCACAGUCAUCAUUGCCUGUGGUGAUGCUGGUGCCAGCGAUUUGGGUGGACCUCCAAUGUCUGCUUCUGAUUGCAAGGUUCUCCAUGCCGAUUGGCCAAGUCAAAGCCCAUACGUUGUCGCUGUUGGCUCGACCUACUUCACUCCAUUGGCCGAACCAGUCUGCUACCAGACUGCUGGCAACCCAGCCUCUAUCGACUGUACACACAACCCAGUCGGUGAGAUUUCAGUCUCUGUAGACAAUGGUAUGCUCUGGACCACUGGUGGUGGUAUCUCCAACACCUCUUCUCGUCCAUGGUACCAAGAAGCCGUUGUCAAUGGUUAUUUCGAUGAAUUGUCUGAUCGUGGUCUUUUACCACCAUCCUCUUUUUACAAUGCUUCCGGUCGUUCAUACCCUGAUGUUGCCACUGUAGGUCAUAACCUUUGGGUCAUCAACAAUGGUGAAUGGCUUAGUGUUGAUGGUACUAGUGCUAGUGCACCAAUUUAUGCAGGUUUAGUUACCAUUUUAAAUGAUAUUAGAUUAAAUGCUGGAUUAAAACAAGUUGGUUUCAUGAAUCCACUUUUAUAUCAAAUUGCAGCUGAACAUCCAGAAGCUUUCUAUGAUGUCACUGUUGGUAACAAUCGUUGUGGUGUCACUGGAUUUGAUCCAACUUGUUGCACAUAUGGUUGGAAUGCUUUACCAGGUUACGAUCAAACUUCAGGUCUUGGUCGUCCAAACAUGGAAGUUUUAAUGAAACUUAUUCUUGAAUAUUAA
Cavenderia fasciculata is the source of this 2223-nucleotide messenger RNA. RefSeq names its product peptidase C53 family protein. The transcript has 2 exons. Gene Ontology annotation, biological process: proteolysis. Lineage: Eukaryota; Evosea; Eumycetozoa; Acytosteliales; Cavenderiaceae. Gene Ontology annotation, molecular function: serine-type endopeptidase activity; tripeptidyl-peptidase activity. The coding region runs from base 1 to 2223 and encodes 740 amino acids. The record is from RefSeq and is a predicted model, not a curated record.